Molecule: messenger RNA, 1482 nt
Organism: Effrenium voratum
Lineage: Eukaryota; Dinophyceae; Suessiales; Symbiodiniaceae
Source: the annotation of a GenBank genome assembly
AUGUCGCCGGUUCCCGAGGCAGAGCUGAGGUUCGGCGUCCUUGGCCUGAAGAGCCUGGAGUACAAUGCCAAGGAGGCGGUCACGGAGAUGCCCUUUGUGGGCCAGGCCUUUGUGAACGUGGACGCCUACGAGAAGCUCACGGAGUCGCUGUCCCGGGUGAUCUGCGAGCACCGGCUGCAGGACGUGGCGUCUGUGCUGCUGCUGCACUUCCACCACCACAUGGAGGAGGGGGAGAUCCUGCUGGAGAAGGUGGAUGAGAAGGAGGCCAUCACCAGCCCCGUGUUCAUGGAGACGGUGGCAGAAGAUCCCCGGCUGGUGCCGCACUCCUUCCGCCUGAAGAAGGUGAAUGACAGCUUCAAGUGGGUGCCCACGGAGUUCGUGCUGGACACGGACGGGCAGAUGCAGCAGUUGACGGAUUCCAUGCUGACCUCUGAUGGGUUCAUGGAUGCCAUGGCCACUGAGUUGCUCACCACUGGGCUUUGGACAGUCUUUGGAAUCCAAACGCUGCACCGCCACCAAGUGGUUCUCAAGGAGGAUGAGGUGUUAGUGGAGGAGAGCACGAAGCCUUGGGAGGAGGAAGGACGCAUCUCGCGUUUCUGGCCGCACCCCGCAACUGUCAUCGACUACAGCAAUCCCACACUUCUGAAGACCACGUGGGCUUGGAUGAACCAGAAAGUCUGGGUGUGCGCGGGCAACUGCUCAGGAUGCAAGCACUGCAGUGGGAACCAGGCGAACGUGAAUAUGGCUGGGGAGAAGGCGGAGUACCAGCCCACAGAUCUGAAAAAAGUCUGGGUGUGUGCGGGCAACUGCUCAGGAUGCAAGCACUGCAGUGGGAACCAGGCCAACGUGAAUAUGGCUGGGGAGAAGGUGGGGUACCCGCCCACAGAUCUGAAGAAAGUUUGGGUUUGCGCGGGCAACUGCUCAGGAUGCAAGCACUGCAGCGGCAACCAGGCCAACGUCGGCAACCAGGCCAACGUGAAUAUGGCUGGAGAGAAGGUGGAAUACCAGCCCACAGAUCUGAAGAAAGUCUGGGUGUGCGCGGGCAAUUGCUCAGGAUGCAAGCACUGCAGUGGGAACCAGGCCAACGUAAACAUGGCUGGGGAGAAGGUGCAGUACCAGCCCACAGAUCUGAAGAAAGUUUGGGUUUGCGCGGGCAACUGCUCAGGAUGCAAGCACUGCAGUGGGAACCAGGCCAACGUGAAUAUGGCUGGGGAGAAGGUGGAAUACCAGCCCACAGAUCUGAAGAAAGUCUGGGUGUGCGCGGGCAAUUGCUCAGGAUGCAAGCACUGCAGUGGGAACCAGGCCAACGUAAACAUGGCUGGGGAGAAGGUGCAGUACCAGCCCACAGAUCUGAAGAAAGUUUGGGUUUGCGCGGGCAACUGCUCAGGAUGCAAGCACUGCAGUGGGAACCAGGCCAACGUGAAUAUGGCUGGGGAGAAGGUGGAGUACCAGCCCACUGAUCUCAAAAAAGUUGAGGUCUGA